AUGCACGCCGUGCUGUUUUUCGACGCCAAGAAGAAUCCCAUCACCGUCAACCUCUCGAAAAAGGGCGACAAGCUCAGGGACGAGCUCGAGGCGGCCAUCAAGGCCACCACGUUCCUGCAGAACAAGGGCAGCUGCGCCACCAUCAAGAUCGGCUACAUGGCGAGUCACACCCCCGAGCAGUUGGCCGAGAACGUAGUUGCGGCGCUGCCCGCGGUGCUGAGCAGGGUCAAAGGUGGGUGGGAGAACGUGCACAACAUCGAUGUCAAGACGGGCAACAGUGCCGCGCUGCCUGUGUGGAACGCCAAGCUGGGCGUCAAGACCCACGUCACCCCCUCCUCCCCGGCGGCCAAGCGUGGGCUUGAGGUGGAAGAGAAGGAGGCAGUGCAGACGCCGUCCAAGAAGACAGCCGUGGCAAAGAGCCCAGUGAAGAAGGUCCAGGAGGAGGAGAGCAGCAGCAAGGUCAAGUCGCCGAGUCCGAGGAAGACCCGUUCGGCCGCUGUUGCAAAGGCCGGUGCUGCCAUCGAACAGGCGGCUACACCCGUCAACGGUACGCCCAAGAAGACCGCCUCGAGCAUUUCCAGGAGCGCCCGUAAGGUCAAGUAG
Messenger RNA from Sporisorium graminicola, 603 nucleotides. RefSeq lists its product as uncharacterized. The coding region runs from base 1 to 603 and encodes 200 amino acids. Lineage: Eukaryota; Fungi; Basidiomycota; Ustilaginomycetes; Ustilaginales; Ustilaginaceae. The transcript is spliced from 2 exons. The record is from RefSeq and is a predicted model, not a curated record.